Nomascus leucogenys (northern white-cheeked gibbon) is the source of this 4694-nucleotide messenger RNA. RefSeq names its product aldehyde dehydrogenase 6 family member A1 (gene ALDH6A1). The record is from RefSeq and is a predicted model, not a curated record. Gene Ontology annotation, biological process: L-valine catabolic process; thymine catabolic process. Gene Ontology annotation, cellular component: mitochondrion. Lineage: Eukaryota; Metazoa; Chordata; Mammalia; Primates; Hylobatidae. Gene Ontology annotation, molecular function: malonate-semialdehyde dehydrogenase (acetylating, [NAD(P)+]) activity; methylmalonate-semialdehyde dehydrogenase (acylating, NAD+) activity.
CCAAUGAGGAAGCCUGGCAGGAUGGAGGGCGAGGCCUGGCAGCUGUAGUGCUUCUGGGCAGUAGAGGCGCGGGGUGCGGAGCUAGGGCGGCCGAGAGCCAUGGCGGCGGUAGUGGCGGCGGCGGCAGUGCGAGCCCGGAUCCUGCAGGUUUCUUCCAAGAUGAAAUCCAAUUCCGCCUGGUAUUCAGCAUCUUCCUUCUCUUCUUCAGUGCCAACUGUAAAGCUCUUCAUUGAUGGGAAAUUCGUUGAAUCCAAAAGUGACAAAUGGAUCGAUAUCCACAACCCAGCCACCAAUGAGGUCAUUGGUCGGGUCCCUCAGGCCACAAAGGCAGAAAUGGAUGCAGCCAUUGCUUCCUGCAAACGUGCUUUUCCUGCAUGGGCAGACACUUCAGUAUUAAGCCGCCAGCAGGUCUUGCUCCGCUAUCAACAACUUAUUAAAGAAAACUUGAAAGAAAUUGCCAAAUUAAUCACAUUGGAACAAGGGAAGACCCUAGCUGAUGCUGAAGGAGACGUAUUUCGAGGCCUUCAGGUGGUUGAGCAUGCCUGUAGUGUGACAUCCCUCAUGAUGGGAGAGACCAUGCCAUCCAUCACCAAAGACAUGGACCUUUAUUCCUACCGUCUGCCUCUGGGAGUGUGUGCAGGCAUUGCUCCAUUCAAUUUUCCCGCCAUGAUCCCCCUUUGGAUGUUUCCCAUGGCCAUGGUUUGUGGAAAUACCUUCCUAAUGAAACCAUCUGAGCGAGUCCCUGGAGCAACUAUGCUUCUUGCUAAGUUGCUCCAGGAUUCUGGUGCCCCUGAUGGAACAUUAAACAUCAUCCAUGGACAACAUGAAGCUGUAAAUUUUAUUUGCGAUCAUCCGGACAUCAAAGCAAUCAGCUUUGUGGGAUCCAACAAGGCAGGAGAGUAUAUCUUCGAGAGAGGAUCAAGACAUGGCAAGAGGGUUCAAGCCAAUAUGGGAGCCAAGAACCAUGGGGUAGUCAUGCCAGAUGCCAAUAAGGAAAAUACCCUGAACCAGCUGGUUGGGGCAGCAUUUGGAGCUGCUGGUCAGCGCUGCAUGGCUCUUUCAACAGCAGUCCUUGUGGGAGAAGCCAAGAAGUGGCUGCCAGAGCUGGUGGAGCGUGCCAAAAACCUGAGAGUCAAUGCAGGAGAUCAGCCUGGAGCUGAUCUUGGCCCUCUGAUCACUCCCCAGGCCAAAGAGCGAGUCUGUAAUCUGAUUGAUAGUGGAACAAAGGAGGGAGCUUCCAUCCUUCUUGAUGGACGAAAAAUUAAAGUGAAAGGCUAUGAAAAUGGCAACUUUGUUGGACCAACCAUCAUCUCGAAUGUCAAGCCAAAUAUGACCUGUUACAAAGAGGAGAUUUUUGGUCCAGUUCUUGUGGUUCUGGAGACAGAAACAUUGGAUGAAGCCAUCCAGAUUGUAAAUAACAACCCAUAUGGAAAUGGAACUGCCAUCUUCACCACCAAUGGAGCCACUGCUCGGAAAUAUGCCCACUUGGUGGAUGUUGGACAGGUGGGAGUGAAUGUCCCCAUUCCAGUCCCUUUGCCAAUGUUCUCAUUCACCGGCUCUCGAUCCUCCUUCAGGGGAGACACCAAUUUCUAUGGCAAACAGGGCAUCCAAUUCUACACUCAGUUAAAGACCAUUACUUCUCAGUGGAAAGAAGAAGAUGCUACUCUUUCCUCACCUGCUGUUGUCAUGCCUACCAUGGGCCGUUAGAAACAAGUUUGUUUAAGACUGACUCCAUCCUGAGUAAUCAAUCCCCCUUUAUUUUUGACCAGCUUCAUUUGUCAGCUUUGCUCAGAUCAGAUCUAUGGGAUUGGAAUACAUUGUAACUAAAAUCUUCCUCAGGACUAUUAACCCCUGCAAAGUUUCUAUAGGGAACUGCCUAGUGUAACAAUGAAAUCAGAUUUCUCACUUGCUCUUCAUACUUCUAUUUUUGAGGUAACUGUUGUAACUAUGAAAUGCUCAUCUGAAAUGAGUGCUUAAACCUGAUUUCUAAAAAUUAUCCCCUUUUCUGAUGAUUUGAAGGGGAGAAAAGCCAGUGUAUGUAAAGAAAAUGUUCCGGCCAGGCGUGGUGGCUCACGUCUGUAAUUCCAUCAUUUUGGGAGGCCAUGGUGGGCAGAUUGCUUGAGGCCAGGAGUUGAAGAACAUGGCGAAACCCCGUAUCUAUUUAAAAAAAUGGAAAAAGUAAAAAAAGAAAAGGGAAAAAAAUUUUUUUUAAAGAAGAUGUUCCAAUAAUUGCAAGAAGAACUCUUAGAUGGGGAAACAGGACAGAAAUAACUCACCGCUUUUGGUUGAUCCUCAAACAUAGCGCUAAAUGCCACUGGGAGAGACCUCCUGCAAAGUUUUCUUUAGCCCCUCCUUUAUCCCACAAUACACAAGAUAUAAUCCAUUUUUAUAUAUCCCAAAGUUGUGGCAACAGCUUCUUUCUUUUCUGCUCAAUGCCACUUUGUUUCCUAGUAAUUCAUGACCACUAUUAAUUCUAUCAUUGUCACUGCUCCUGCUUCUUAAGAUCACUUCUCAAAGAUACCUCAGUAAGCAAUGGAUAAAUCAACUUUUUGUUAUAUGUGCCAAGUACUAAGUUUCACGGUUCUCUUCAGCAAUCAUUAAUUAAUGCUUUAGCCAUUAAUUCAGAUGCAAAUAAUUUUCUUUUUUCUUUUUUUUGAGAUGGAGUUUUGCUCUUGUUGCCCAGGCUGGAGUGCAAUGGCGCGAUCUCAGCUCACCACAACCUCCACCUCCCAGGUUCAAGCGAUUCUCCUGCCUCAGCCCCCCUAGUAGCUGGGAUUACAGGCAUGCGCCACCACACCCAGCUAAUUUUGUAGUUUUAGUAGAGACGGGGUUUCUCCAUGUUGGUCAGGCUGGUCUCGAACUCCCGACCUCAGGUGAUCCGCCUGCCUCGGCCUCCCAAAGUGCUGGGAUUACAGGCAUGAGCCACCACACCCGGCCAGAUGCAAAUAAUUUUCUUAGAAAAUUAUUUCAAAAGUUAUUUUAGGUCCAGAAAUCAAGGAGUGUUCCAACCAUGAAAAUGGGUAAGACACCUGCUUUAAGCAAAUCUAACCUGCUAUUACUUGCCAAAUUUUAUAUAUUCUUUUCUCUUGCCUGUAUUUCUAAUUGGUGAUUUUUUAAAUGAAGAAUUCUUCAUGUAGAGCAACGGACCGGGCCUAAGAAAUUUUGAAGCUUUUCAUGACAUAAAGUGGUUAAAAAAAAAAAUGCUUUGACAGUCUUCUUCUGCCAUUAGUUCAACUGCCUUUACGCUUUUUUUUUUUUUUUUUUUUUGAGACAGAGUUUCGCUCUUGUUGCCUAGGCUGGAGUGCAAUGGUGUGAUCUCGGCUCACUGCAACCUCCGCCUCCCGGGUUCAAGCAAUUCUCCUGCCUCAGUCUCCUGAGUAGCUGGGAUUUCAGGCAUAUGCCACCAUGCCUGGCUAAUUUUGUAUUUUUAAUAGAGAUGGGGUUUCUCCAUGUUGGUCAGGCUGGUCUCGAACUCCCGACCUCAGGUGAUCUGCCUGCCUUGGCCUCCCAAAGUGCUGGGAUUACAGGUGUGAGCCACCACCCCCAGCUGCCUUUAUGCUUUUUGUUUCUUUGAUAUAUCUAAACUUAAGGUCAGAACAGAAAUUCAUGUGUUGAACAGAAUGGAUUCUUUUUGCAGUACCAUCCCAAUUGAAUCCUCUUUUUAUUUUCCUGCGUCCUUACUAGUCACUUUAAUAGUACUAACUAACCUACAUUAUGGGGUUUAUUCAUGAAUUAAGGAUGAUAAAAAAAAAAAAAAGACCUUGAAAAUGUUGUGUACCCUGUGGAUUUGAGGCUUAUUACUAACACCUGGCUGGAUAAAAUGUCAAAACCUUCAAUCACUUAAGGUGACUGUAUCUUUUGUAAAAUACACUUAUGAUCCUACUGGGCCUUUUUCUUUUUUGUGCUUUCCUAAAUAUGAGGCAAUAGAAAUUUAUAAUUUGAGACUACAGUGCCCCUUGUUUUAGCUCUUAUCACAGCUGGCAACUGGUAGUGAUUUUUUUUGUUGUUUUGUUUUGUUUUGAGAUGGAGUCUCACUCUGUUGCCCAGGGUGGAGUGCAGCGACACGAUCUCGGCUCACUGCAACCUCCACCUCCUGGGUUCAAGUAAUUCUCCUGCCUCAGUCUCCCGAGUAGCUGGGAUUACAGGUGCAUGCCCCCACGCCCGGAUAAUUUUUUGUACUUUUAGUAGAGACAGGGUUUCACCAUGUUAGCCAGGAUGGUCUCAAUCUCCUGACCUAAUGAUCCGCCCACCUCGGCCUCCCAAAGUGCUGGGAUUACAGGCAUGAACUACCGCGCCUGGCCCUGGUAGUGAAAUUUAAUCCAAUCCAACAACUAUAGGCUGGGUUAAAUAAAAGGUCAUUAUUGUCUAUAUUCUAAGUGGAAUUAAAUGUAGUCACAGAGACUCCUAACAUUUUCCUUAUAUUUAAGGGAAAUCACUUCUAAAAAAACACACUAAUCAGAAUUGUGCUGCUCUAAUUGGAAACAACUCAUCUGGUCAACUAUUUGCUGCUCAGAGUUUCUUAUUUCUUAGAUGAAAAAAACUCAUCAGUUAUAUUCAUGUGAUUGCAGCUAAAAAGUCAGUAGUUUCUUUUCUUUUUGUUCUAAUGUGGCUUCAUUUGAAAUUUCUCAGAUUCUACAUUGUACUAAUUGAUUAUGAGUAACAAAUUAUAAAUUAAAAACUCUUAAAGAGAAAAA